AUGCCAGACCUCAAUUACCAGGAGAACUCCGAGCGCAUCAACGUCGACCGCGCUUCAUUCGCUUCUUUGCCAGGAGAGCUUCGUAACCUCGCAUACGCGACUACGUUGAAGUGGUCACAACCCAUAUCAGUCACAUUCGAUGCGGCUACGCAGCGAUUCCAUACUCCAGGAGUCAAGCGCGUGGAUGGCCGUACACCAUUACAAAUCCUCUCACUUCUGAGCGAUCUUGAUCACAACAUCCGCGUGGAGGCUCGCUCUUACUUCUUCGCAAACAACACCUUUGAGCUCAUGACCACUCAGUCACGCACCACCGAUCCGGACUACAUCAAGAUCUACAUACACUUCCUCGAAGAUAUUGGUGAUGUUGGCCGACGUAGUCUACGAUGGCUGCGCUUGACUGUCAAUGGAGACAGCAAACAACAUCGGCCAACAUCCGACAAGGCCAUCAAGCUCUGGGAACUCGUCGGCGACUGCACGAACCUCCUCACUCUCGACAUCUACGCGGAGAUUGACUACUUCUACAUGGACCAGCAGGCCGGACUCAAGAUGUACAUGUCCACCGACGGCUAUCCCAUCGCCAAUCCUUGGCCCGUGGUCUUGGAGUCGAUCAAGUAUCUGACCAACCUUCGGCGUCUCGUACUACGCCCCGUCUUCAGCUCCCGCUGGCGCUUCUUCGAAGUCUCGAUCAACAACCGAAUUGUCACGGUCACUCGUACUGCUCUGGAGAACAUCGGAAAGAUUCGCUUCCGCGUCAUUCGCCCAAUUGAUGAGGCUAGCUGCUUAACAGAUCAGAUCAAAGGUUCCAUUCGUCGCGGUCUUCGCGGUUCGGUCGGGGUUCGGGUUUUGAUGACUGAGUUGUGGGAACAUUAUGGUGCAGAGGUGGUCAUCGGACGAAAAGGCGAGAAGGAGGGGGAUUGGGAAGUGCAGGGCACAGGACGAUGCAAGCCGCAUGAGCGUACCUUCAGGUACUGCAACGGCAUCAGGGAUUGA
Parastagonospora nodorum SN15 is the source of this 990-nucleotide messenger RNA. RefSeq lists its product as hypothetical. The transcript has a single exon. Bases 1 to 990 code for a protein of 329 amino acids. NCBI's taxonomy places the organism in Eukaryota, Fungi, Ascomycota, Dothideomycetes, Pleosporales, Phaeosphaeriaceae. The record is from RefSeq and is a predicted model, not a curated record.